UUCUGAUUUGUUUUGAUGAAGAUUUGUAAAUGUUUCAGAUAAUUUGGAAAAGUGUUUUUGUAAAACUGUGACAUCUGUUUCAAGUUUGCAGUGCCAACUUGUUCUCGUCUGUUAUGCCGGACCAAGAUGUCCACAACUAUGAGACUAGAUCUUCAAAAUUUAACUCAGGACGGACUUGAGUCACUGUUCCCUCGCUGUUCUCCGAAAACUCCUAUAUCUAGUAAACCCUUUCCAGGAGCAGCAAGCAGGAGUAGAUCAUCUGAACCAAUGAAUUCUCAGCUUUCAAACCAGAUUUCUCCCUCCAACAGAGAUCAGAGACAAGAGUGUGGGACUGAUCUAUCUAGCAGUGAAGAUAUUUUCACACGUGAAAUUUCUUGGAGCAAUUACUCCAGUUCUAGCCGAGGUGGGCGGGACCGGAGAGGGGAGGGAGACCAGCAGGGGGAGAAGGGGCGUGUCCAGUGGGAGGAGAAGAAGUCACGACGGGAACUAAUGGAUAGAAGCGGACACUACGAGGUUGACCGAGGUCUAUACCAGGAGAGUGGGAGGAUGGAGGCUGCUGGUAGAAGAGCAGGGAAACCUGAGAGGACAAGACGAAACGAAGAAUAUAUGAUGGAUGGAGAACGACGGAUGACCCAUGAGGAUGAAGGAUUGAGGAUGAUGAAUGAAGGAACAAGGAGGUUGGAUGAGGGUGGAAUGAAACGAAUGAAUGAAAGAGAAUAUUCCAAUGAAAGAUUAAACGAGAGCGUGGAGAGAAGGAUAGAAAAGGCUGGAGGUCUAGAGAUUGUAUCUAAAUCUCGUAGCACCAGGAGGAAAAGAUUGAGGAAACCGGUUCCCCUCAGUCCAGGUCCUCUUAGUCCUAAUAGACCAAGUCCAUUAGAAGGUGGACACCUCCUAGAUAGUCCAGUCCAUCUACUGGACUGUGGACCACCCUUGGUUGGUCCCCUGGACCCUUGGACCGGUCCUGGUUACGGGACCACGGCAGUAGACGCCAGUCAAGAACGACGAUUAGUUGAAACUGAUUGGAACACAGAGUCCAACCCUGGAACGGAUUGGAACAGAACCAGGACUGGAACAGAUUCGAACAAAUCAGCGAGAAAUUGGAACUCGGGGAUUUCUGAAGUUGAAAGAAAUCGGGGAACAUCAGAUUGGAGCCUGGAACAAUCGGGAACUCGAAGUUUGGAGCCUAGACCGUCCAGUGCAGUGUUCCGAGAAACUUGCUUUCAAAGCUCUCCAAACAGAAACAAUAUUGUAUUCGAUGAUAUAGGAUAUCCUGGAGAGGAUCCGGAUACAGAUUACGAUCUUCUUGGACAUCUCCUCCCUCCUCCUGUAGUCAACCCUCCAUCAAGGACUCGUGUUUCAAUAGAUGAACUUCUUAGACAUUCUCCUGAUAUCAGUCAAACACAGGUGAAAACAUUGGAAGAUCUGGAUAAAAACCCUUUAUACCCGAUCCCUCUGCCCACCUCUCCGCCCCCACUGGAUCCCUCCCCAUCCCCUCUGGGGGGCGCCACCCCCCUCCCACUCAGCUCCUCUCCGGACAAAUCCUUGAACAUAUCCGAUAUCUCUACCUCCAUCCCAGUCCUAGCUUCUCCAGAAUCCUCCUCCAAUCGUAUACCGGAGUCCUUCUCCCCCUCCAACCCUCUCUAUAGAUCCUACUCCCCCUCCCUCCCUGCGUUAAAGUCUCCCUGUCCUCCUUCCCUGGCGUCGGAAUCUCUGGAUAAUCUCUACCUGGGAGAGGAAGCUGUCUCUGAACCAUCAAAUAUAGGAACGCUUACAUUAACACAGUACACUGAAUCUCCAAGAAGGUACGGACACCGAUCUGAGGACGGGUCUAAUUUUCAAUUAAAGCAUUCCCGCAUUUUAUGUGAAGAAAGUUCCUCAUCAGCUGUACCAAAUCCUGGUCCUGACUCCCCUAGUGAGGUAGAGGCUAGUAAUGAGGGAGGGAAGGAAGAAGAUGGAGGGGAGAAGUGUGAUGAGUUGAAGGAAGGUAUUGGAGGAUUGAACGAGGGAUUGAGAGACUUGGCACGGAUAGGCGGACUGUCCUCUACUGGACUGGAGACCGGUGGGAGUGCCAGUACCCAGCUGGUUCCCCCAGGUGAAACAUCAACUUUCAAACAGAAAGGGAACAGGAAAUUACCGGGCUUUCCGCAAAGGAUACAAUCCAACCCAACCACACCCAGUACGGGAAUACAAGAGUCAAAUGAAGAAAGCGAUUUGAGCAAAAUGACCAGCACGCUACGUCAGUCAGACCAAUCAGGAGAACGGAAAAAUAAUCUCCGCCAAUCGGGAGGAAGCAUGAACCCUCUGCACCAAUCAGACGACAGUCUGAAAUAUAAAUCUGAUUAUAGUUAUGAGUCUAGUGAGACAAGAAGAGUAUUACAAGAGUUUUUUAACCAAAACCAGAAAUCUCAACCCUACUCCCAGGAACAGCAAUCUCAAACCUAUCCUACAGAACCUUGUCAGCCCCGCUCCCCCUCCUUAUCCCAGGGGCAGCAGACUCAAACCUUCUCCUCCUUACACAACUCUCAAUCCUUCCCUUCUAACAUUCAGCAGAAUUCACCGAAGCAGCUUAUUCAUCCUUUCACUACAGAGCAGCAGCAGCAACUUAUUCAUCCUUACUCUUCGGAGCAGCAGCUUAUUCAUCCUUACUCUUCAGAGCAGCAGCUAAUUCAUCCGUAUUCUACAGAACAGCAUCAGCAGCAACGGUUGAAGACAACCAAACAACAACAACAGCAGCAGCCGAGAAAUAAUGAUUUGUUGCAUACUGAGGUUGGAUCGGAGAGUGGAGUCGAAGACGAUAUUUCCUAUUCUCUGAGUCGAAGAUCUGUUAAUAGUAUGGUCGGUCAGAAACUUGCUUUAGAAACUGAUGAUAACCUACUGCAUGGAGUAACCGGAAGUACUACACGUUCUGCUGUAUUAAGACGUGGUGAGAUGAAUCAGGAAUUGUUGGAUCUUGGAAUAAUACAAACUUCAGAGACGUCCAAUACCAGAUACGAGAUAUCCUCUGGCAGAUCUGAGAAUCAGAGUCUCAAAUCUCAACUUGAUCUUCUCUCCUCAGACCCAGAGCAUAAACUUGAUCCUCAAUCCCGAUAUAUCAUGGACCAGUCCAACCAGAGGAACAGGCAUAAGGACACGCGGGAAACACAGGCUCGGGAAAAUCCGGGAACCAGAGACAAGUUUGAAUUAAUCCGCGAGAAUCCUGAGAAAAUGUCUGAAAGUAGGAAUUUCACCCUGUCUCCUGAAACUACGGACUGUGAUUCUGCUGAUCUUGAAUCUGAACUGUCUCUUCCAUCCGGUGGAGAGGGAUCAUAUCAUUCAUCUGGACCUAGGAUGCAUACAUCAAUGCCAAUACUAGAGGACGGAUUGUCUUCCGGCCACGCCUCAGAUCUAGAGGAGGAGGGUUCAGGAUCAUUUUUAGGGAACGCCCCUUUACCCGCCCAUCACAAUCAUUCAAGUGCCCUUACGCAGCUGAAGCUAGAUUCAGCGCAUUCUUGUGUCAGAGAUGGUAACAGUAUUUACAGUUGGGAUAAACAAUCUAGAGAACUAAAUCCAAACAAUCGGGAACACAGUUCUCAGAACAACAAGAACUACAUGAACACCAAGGUGUACCGGGAGUCCCGGAAUCAGGAGCAGGUUGUCCAGGACCUAGACCUGAGGGAGGAGAACAAGGAAAACAGCGUUCUACAGGAGGAACAACCUGGAUACAGAGAGGAGAAGUUUCCUGACGAGAAAACCAAAGAAAUUCGUGAUAUCAGCACUUACACUCAUUCAGGACCCAUCCAGGGACAGUUAAACUCCAACCUGGUCGGGGGGUUGAAUCCGAACCCUAAUCCGGGGCUAAAGAGUCCUGUAUACACUAGAGAUAGCUCGACUCAGCCCAUGCUACAAGAUAUAUACCCUAACGGUCAGCCUGCUCUACCACAGUUUCGAAGUAGAGGUGUAGAUCCCCAUGAGGGCCGUUUGUCCCAAGAAAUCAGUUCCAACAGGAUGUCCCAAGAAAUCCCCUCCCAUCGUAUAUCCCAAGCGCUAGAGUUCUCUAGUAAAGUUUGUGAACCAUCUAUUAGAAAGUCUGGUCUCUCUCCUCUCUCCUCUCCAGGUUUAUGUGGGGCUCGGACACCCCCCUCUCCAGCCCCAUCCUCUCCAUCUAACUCAUCCUCUCCGCCACAAUCCAAUCCAUCCGCCAUCCCAUCUGGAUCUCCGCCCCGCUCCGCCGUCCAGGCAGCUAUAAAGGACAUAAGAAAGGCAAUUCAAUCAACCAAGACCCUGGAUCCAACAGGUUGUCCUCCUCCUCCUCCUGAUCCCUGGGUUCCUAGAACUAGUUCCUCUCCUAGUCCUCCAGCAUCACCUACACCUCCUCCUCCUCCUCUAGAACUCAAGGAUGAGACGGAGAGUGAACUGGAUGAGGAGGAGAGAGUUCCUACUCCGGAGAUAUUGAAACGGGAUGAAGAUGAAUUAGAUACAGAUCAGGAAACUGACCGACUGCUGGGACAGCAGUACACUGACCCUGAAACCAGAAACAACAAGCAUUUGAAAAAGAAAUUGAUUAACGGAGGUGUGGGGGGUAGAUCCUACCCACCCCUUGCCACUUCAAACCAUUCGGAAACUAAUUGUCCAGCCUGUCUAGCUGCCCAGCAGAAUGAAUCUUCCAAGGGGAAAUCCUCCAAGACAAAUGAAGGUCCUGUUACAGAUCCUAAAGUAUUAAUAGAGGGUGUUCUCUUCAGAGCUAGAUACCUAGGAUCUACUCAGCUAGUAUGUGAAGGUCAACCUACAAAGGCUACCCGUAUGAUGCAGGCUGAGGAAGCUGUUUCAAGAAUUAAGGCGCCUGCUGGAGACGUACAGCCUAGUACCGAGGUAGAUUUAUUCAUCUCUACAGAGAAAAUUAUGGUGCUCAACACAGAUCUCAAGGAAAUUAUGAUGGACCAUGGACUACGAACUAUAUCCUACAUAGCUGAUAUUGGGGACCUUGUUGUUAUUAUGGCAAGAAGACGAUUAAUACCUCAGGUGAAAUUUUUCUUCAUUUUUGAGUAUGCGAAUGGGAUAGAAGACAACUCCUUUGUUAAAGAAAUGGAUUACCAGGAGGUGUUAAAUUCACAGGAGAUUUUUGGAGAUGAGCUUGCUAUGUUUGCUAAAAAGGAGUUGCAAAAGGAGGUUGUAGUGCCUAAAGCUAAAGGUGAGAUACUGGGUGUUGUGAUAGUAGAGAGUGGCUGGGGCAGUAUGCUUCCUACAAUUGUACUCGCUAACCUUUGCCCGACCGGUCCUGCUGCACGCUGCGGUCAUCUUAAUAUUGGGGAUCAGGUUAUUGCUAUUAACGGAGUAUCUCUUGUCGGACUACCGCUUUCAACUUGCCAGCAGUAUAUUAAGAACACAAAGAACAAGACGGCUGUGAAGCUGACCGCUGUCUCCUGUCCACCUGUUGUCGAGGUCAAGAUAAAGCGCCCUGAUACCAAAUACCAGCUGGGGUUCAGUGUCCAGAACGGAGUGAUUUGUAGUUUACUACGUGGUGGGAUAGCAGAGAGAGGAGGGGUUAGAGUAGGACACAGAAUAAUUGAGAUUAACGGACAGAGUGUUGUUGCUGUUCCACAUGAACGUAUUGUAAACCUUCUAGCCACAAGUGUAGGAGAGAUUGCAAUGAAGACUAUGCCGACCUCAAUGUAUAGACUUUUGACCGGACAGGAAACCCCGGUCUAUAUAUAGACAACAUCGGUCAAUAUCUGGGAAACCCUAGUUAACAUUUGGGUAAUUCGGUAAAUAUCUGGGAAACCCCAGUUAACAUUGGGGUAAUCCUGGUGAACAUCUCGGAAACCCAAGUCUAUAUCUCGACAACACCGGUCAAUAUCUGAUAAACCCCGGUCAACAUCUGGGAAAUUCUGUUCAACGGUGUUUUUAUAGACAACCCCGGUUAACAUCUGUGAAUUUCCUUUCGAAACCUGGGAAACCCCAGUAACAUCUGGGAAACCCCAGUCAAUAUCCGGGAAAUCCCAAUCAAUAUUCGAGAAACCCCGGUCAAAAUCUGGGAAGCUCUGGUCAAUAUCUGAGAAACCACGGUCAACAUCUUGGAAAUCCCAGUCAAUAUUUAUGAGUGAGGUCCUGACCGAACCAAAAUAUUUAGAAUCUGAAGUCAGAAUGUUUAAAAUGGGAAAACCAAGCUUGAAUAAACUCUCUUCAUGUUAGAGGAAGCACCUCACGUGACUUGUCUAACUUGCUUCAGGAUAAAAUCUGUAUGUACUGUACUGUAUAAUGUACAUGCAAGGAUGGAUGUGCAUGGUUGCUUCUACGUAUUCCAGUGUACAUUGUACAUAUCUGUUCUGCCUUAGCUACGACACUAAGCUUAGCCUGAGAUUUACUAAUUUUAAUUUGAGCCUCGGUUGACAACUCUUGAUUUCUGGAUUUUUAUUUCCGAUAAAUGUCCCCUAAAGAAGCUAAAUAGACACAGUAAUUAUCUUAAAUCCUUGUUUUUAGCUUCUCGACUUAAAGCAGCUUUGAACUUAUUAUAUAAACAAAUAACUUUGUAAUUAAGUAAUGUUUAAUUUAAUUAACAUCAAAUUAACAUCACAAUACACUGUAGAUUAUUAAAUUGUAUAAAAUACAAAAACUGUUAAAUUAACAUUGUAUUUGUACAUAAAGUGUUUAUUUGUAUACCGUGAUAUAUUACGUGUACUCUGUACACCGUACACUGUACAAUGCACAGUGUUCACAGAUCUGAAUACAUAAAAGCGAGAUUACUAUGACCCAUGUUUUUAAACAGGUAGCUUAUUUUUAACAAAAUACGACAUUUGAAGGUGUCAAUCCAAAGAUAGCCUUCUCUUUUAGAAGACGGAAGAAAAAAUCUAAUGAAUUAAUUAAUAUUAUCCUAUUUAUAAGAUAUCGACGUGAUUAAACAUGUACAUAAGAAUAUGUAGGUUAGAAUAUUUGUUUUUAAUAAUUAAUUCAAGAUAACUGAAUAAUUUUGUGAUUGUUAUCUUCUGUUACUAGUCACUUACUCUAAAGUUUAAUAACUAUGAAUCUUGUACAAUUUGUCAAGUUUUGUCUUAACUAAUGUACAGUACAGCAAAAGAUCAAUGCACAUAGCAAAUCAACAAGCUGGGCCCAUAUUUUCGCUUGCCAUGGUAUCUUGAACCGAGCUAUUUAGGUCUUACAUGUUUUGUCAUAAUAUAUUAUCAGCUAGCUGACAUGCUAUGUACUUUGUAUAGUUUAGCAGUUAAUUUGCUGGAUACGUGCCAUAUCACUUUUCUUUAACUUAGAACUUAUUUUCAGUAUUGGAUGUUUAAUUAUAUACCGUGCAGAUAUAUAGUGUGCAAACUUUAUUUUAAACUAAAUAACCUUGUACAGUGCUUCUUAAUGUACAACACUAGACAGUACUCACCAGUGUACAACACGAAGCAGUACCCCUUAGUGUACAAAACGAAGCAGUAUUCCUUAGUGUAUAACACGAAGAAGUAUUCCUUAGUGUACAAAACGAAGCAGUAUUCCUCCUUAGUUUAUAACGCGAAGCAGUACUCCUUAGUUUACAACACAAAGCAGUACACCUUAGUGUACAACACAAAGCAGUACUCGACAGUGUACAACAGGAAGCAGUACUCGUGAGCGACAACAGAAAGCAGUACUCGUGAGUGUACAACAGGAAGCAGUACUCGUGAGUGUACAACAGGAAGCAGUACUCGUGAGUGUACAACAGGAAGCAGUACUCGUGAGUGUACCACAGGAAGCAGUACUGACCACUAUUAAUUCUAUACUUAAAGUUUAAUAAUAAAAUGUAUACUAUUUCA
Molecule: messenger RNA, 7763 nt
Organism: Eurytemora carolleeae
Lineage: Eukaryota; Metazoa; Arthropoda; Copepoda; Calanoida; Temoridae
Exons: 43
Coding region: 127-5691 (1854 amino acids)
Biological process (GO): chemical synaptic transmission
Cellular component (GO): dendritic spine; plasma membrane; cytoplasm
Molecular function (GO): protein binding
Source: RefSeq, a predicted model, not a curated record